CAACUUUCUCUCGUUUCUCCGGCAAUUUUAUAGGCCAAAAUUAUUUUUACUUUGAACCUAAAGAUAGAACCGGUGAUUUCUCGGAAGUGGUGCAAGAGUUGUAAGUUACUAUUUAUAAAUCUCAGUCAAAACUAAGAGAGACGACUCGUUUUAUUAUUUGUUGUUUGUUAUCGCUACCGGUACCGCGAGUUGUAGCUUUAAACUCACAUUGAACAUUGGGAUGAUCAUGUUUUGUAAAGCAAAAUAAAUAUCUAGUACCCAUAUAGAGUAACUAGAUUUAGGCUUACUAAUCUUAGUAAAACAAACCAGAGUUUUCAGCAAAUUGACAGAUGACCUAGACAACAAUGAGCAGGAAAACACCAGUUGAGAGAGCGAACUACUUCUUCUGUGUCAGAGUGACCAACCCAGCCAUCCAUAAAUCCAUCCAAGAUGCCUUAGAUUGGAUACUAGAUAAAGACCCUCAGUAUACUGACUUCUGUUAUACUAAAGAGAUGUUACAUGUGACACUUUGCGAGGUUAAACUAGACACUGAUGAAGAGAUAGAAUGUGCAAGAAAAGUUCUCUUAGACCUUCAGAAAGACUUAGAGAGUAACUUGCCUAAAGAGAAACUAGUUAUAAAAGGAAUGACAACAUUCUUUGAGAAAGUUUUAGUUGCUGAGGUGGAAUAUGAGCAACAAUUCAGGGUGUUUGCUGAUUUACUGAAGUCAAAGCUCAAAGAUGCUGGCGUCAAAGUCAUAGAAAAUCAUGACUUUAGACCUCACUUGACAGUCAUGAAAGUGUCGACCAUGAGGGCCAGGCGAGCCAAAGUGGCCAAAAUCAACCCCUGGCUGUACGUGCACCUGAAGACGACCCCCUUUGGGGAGCAGGGAAUACACUCCGUCCAUCUGUGUAGGAUGGGCUACGACAGACGGGACGACGGAUUCUACGUCACUCCGGCAGAGAUCUUUUUUGACCAGGAUCUGGACUGAGAGAACUAAGCCAGUGUUUCUUUCAGGUAUCUCUCCCACAUCUCUCCCACAUC
Physella acuta is the source of this 1021-nucleotide messenger RNA. RefSeq lists its product as uncharacterized. NCBI's taxonomy places the organism in Eukaryota, Metazoa, Mollusca, Gastropoda, Physidae. Gene Ontology annotation, cellular component: cytosol. The record is from RefSeq and is a predicted model, not a curated record. Gene Ontology annotation, molecular function: protein kinase A regulatory subunit binding.